AUUUAUCCGACAUGUAUAAACGUAUGCCUGCCUAUAUGUACGUAUUCGUAUGUGAGGUUAUAGAAGGAGUGAAAUGGAUCAAGAUCUGGGCAAGAGAGGUGUUGGGGUUCUUCUUUCUGUCUUUCUGUUGGAGUUUAAUUCUUGUUCUUCUGUUUUGACUUUUGAAUAAGUCAUAUCUGUACCUCCUAUUCCUUUUGAAUUUGCUGCUAUUGACCAAGUCUUUAGGAGUCCUACAUGAUCAAGUAGUUAGUUCAGUAGUAGUAGUAGUAGGGAACAUAGUGUUCUUAAAUAUUUCUACACUUUCUCAUAUUUUUCUUUCUUUCAUGGAAUUGUCUUUUAUUUCCUUUUGAGAAUAAAUAUUGCCAUCAGAGAUUGAAAUCUAAAAUUCCAAUCUUUAACCUUGUUAAUGUAAAUCUCUCUCUCUCUCUCUCUCUCAUGCUUUUUCCUUCUUCAUCUGUUAGAUAUGCAUGGGCUGAGGAGAGUACAUCAAUUAGGGGAAACAAAUCGGCCCAAGCUGCAAUUUGUGGGUUGAGGCAGGGAGUUGAAGAGGAACACACUUACCUCUCCUCCCAAUUGGAGAAAUGGGGGGUAGAUGCCUCCAAAUACUCCUCUGAACCAGUUGAGUAUUGCCAGUUUAUCACUGCUAAGUUUCCCUUUUGCAAUGAUGCACACUAUGUUGCUUUCUUGUUAGCUUCAACGAUUACCUUUAUCAGUCUCUCUGCCUAUUUGGCUAGAAAGUUAAAGCGAGUUGCACAUCCUAAGUAUCUUCAUUGGAUCGAAAGAUUUGCCUCUGAAAGUUUUCAAGCCUCAUGUAUGCAAAAUGAGCAAGUUUUGAAUGAUAUCUGCAAGGAUGCAAAUUUGUCUUUGAACAGUGGUAAAGUUGGUGGUUUUGGGAUUGAAAUACAUUAUCGUAAAGCUAUGCAACUGUCAGUUAACUUCUUUGCCAGGCACGUGACUAUUGAGGAAUGUUGCAUAGUUCCCUUGACAAAGGAACACAAUCCUGCAAGGGAACUAAUACUUGUAGCAUGUGCUUUGGAUUCACCAUGCUGCUCAUAUAUGAAAUGUGAAGCUUACACCAAAGAUUUCACUUGUCUAGUGCUCAAUAUCAUUCCUAUUGUGAAGGUGGGAUUCGUCCACGAAAAUGUAAGGAAUGCUUUGAGCCAAUUAGCUGAUUUUCAAGUAAAGGCCACGGGAAUUAAAGACAUUGAUGAAGUCAAUAUCGGUCAAAGUUUCACUGAUCUACUACUAACCAUUGGUAGUAGUAAGAACACUUGCAAUGCAAGAGUUCAUGUUGUGGCGGCCCUUUAUGAUAAUUACGAUAAUAAAUUGAAGUCAGCUGUAUCAUCAGAGUGUAUGGAUAAAUGUAUUUUGCAUACAAACUUGGAAUCAAGUACUGUGAAACUUGAUCUAUUCAGGGAGAUAUCCAGAAAUACCAAUAAUGAAAAGUUGCUCAGCAUAUAUGUUGGCAAUGGCAUCGAUGACCUAGGAUGUCUUCUAGAGGCAGAUAUUGGCAUUGUUCUCAAUCCUUGCCCUGAGUUGUUGUUUCUGAGCACUCAGUUUGGAGUGUCGUUUGUGCCACUAUGGGAGGUAACAGUGGCGAAACAGAAACAGAUGCGUGAAGGGAUACACUUUUUAUGGAAAUCAAGAACCGGGACCCUCUAUGUAGUUAAAACUCUGGAUGAAAUUACAGCUUUCAUGUAUGGGGCAUUUAAGAUUGAUUGUACACCAGAGACCAAAAAUGCUAGUGGACCAUAUGAAUCUUCAUCAUUAGGAAACCUGUUUUCAAGUUUGCCAAAACCGAAGAGUGCAAGCCAAUCAGCAUACUUUAGCUUGGUAGAGAAUAUGAGAUUUGAGAAGCAGCAAGCUGAGAAGCCAGAGAUAUAUUUGACUAGUGCUACUCCCAGGAAACCACCUAAGAAAGAAAAACUACCCUUAGCACUCAUUUUGCCAAAGCCGAAGAAUCUAAACCUAUCUGUUGACUCUAGCAAUGUACAGAAAAGGGAACUGGAAAAAAAGCAGACUGAGCAAGCAGAUGGUAACCAGAAAGUUGAGAAGGCAGAAGAUGAUAUCCAAAUGCCACCAGCUAAGAAAGAAAAGCUACCAUUAGCACUUCUUUUGCCAAAGCCUAAGAAUCUAAACCCAUUUGUUCACUCUAGCAAUGUAGAGAAAAGGGAACUGGAAAAGCAGCAGGCUCGGCAAGCAGAUGGUAAUCAGAAAUUUGAGGAGGAGAAAGAUGAUAUCCAAAUGCUACCAUCUAAGAAAGAAAAGCUACCAUUAGCACUGCUUUUGCCAAAGCCGAAGAAUCUAAACCCAUCUGUUGACUCUAGCAAUGUAGAGAAAAAGGAACAGGCUGAGCAACAAGAUGUGAACCAGAAGGAGGAAGAUGCGGUAGAAGAUGGAAAUAAGCAAGUUGAGAAGGAAGAAGAUAUGCAAGCAGAUGGGAAAACCAAAUGAGCAAGUUGUAAAGGAGGAUGAUGUGAAAAAAAUGUGAAGGAGCAAGUUGAGAAGCAAGGACAGCUGCUUUAGUAUUUGUUGUAUAGACAAGAGUUUUGAACCUAACAAUUGUAAAUGACAGUAGAGCUCACCUCCAUUGAAGGGUGAAGGAACAAAAUUGGUUGAGAAAGUCUCUUUUAGUAUUGGUUUUCGCUACCAUGUUGAGGAUUUUCAAGUAAAACCGCAAAGAAGACUUUUGUUUCAUCAAUCUGUAGCAAAAGGUUACCCAUUCUAGUUCAGUUAAUGUCGACCUAAGUACCAUACAAUACUAGGACAAGUCACGGUGAUAGUUUUGAUACCUGAUAGAAUUGCCAAGGUUCUGUUUGGUUGCUCUGCCAAUGAACAAAUUUUCACCCAUUUGCUGGGAGAAGGUGCAGCUGCCAGAAGAAGUUGACGUAGAAAUUAGAAAGACAUGAAAACUUUACAGCUACAGCCAACAUUCAAUUUCAAGUCAUUUGGCAACAGAUGAGCACUAUGAGGAAUGGCUCUCCUAGUCGAAGAACAACUAGUAUUAAAGAAUGGUCUUUCUAAAUGUACCCAGCAAAUUUCUAUGUAGACUCAGCAAAUUUGUUUGUUUAUAAAUAUUUUUAAUUAAACCAGCUAAUUUCCCAAACUGCCCUUAUCUUGUACCCAGCAAAGAAACAAAGGCCACGUUGGGCACGCCUGAUUGGAAUGGAUUGGCAUCGAUGACUGAUUGGAUUAAUC
Molecule: messenger RNA, 3198 nt
Organism: Rosa chinensis
Lineage: Eukaryota; Viridiplantae; Streptophyta; Magnoliopsida; Rosales; Rosaceae
Product: bifunctional TH2 protein, mitochondrial
Exons: 9
Coding region: 436-2454 (672 amino acids)
Cellular component (GO): cytosol
Source: RefSeq, a predicted model, not a curated record